Messenger RNA from Aspergillus terreus NIH2624, 894 nucleotides. RefSeq lists its product as uncharacterized. The transcript has a single exon. The record is from RefSeq and is a predicted model, not a curated record. The coding region runs from base 1 to 894 and encodes 297 amino acids. Lineage: Eukaryota; Fungi; Ascomycota; Eurotiomycetes; Eurotiales; Aspergillaceae.
AUGGAUCCUCCCAGAAACCGGAAACAACGACGAGCUGCUACGGCCGCCUCGCAGACAGACUCCUUCGAUCCGUCCUCUAUCCCGAUGGCUCAUCCACCCCGAACACCGAAACGAGAUACACAGGGGAAAACGCUUGUCGAUAUCAUCUCAGAACGGCAAGCUGAACUUUUGGGGAAAGUCGACGGGGAUACUGGCUCGAAACGCGAACCACAGCUUGUCACGAUUGAUCCAGCAUCAGGCAAGAUCUCUGGCAUGGACGCAACGGAAUUCGAUGCCUCAAGCUUGGGAAGGAUGCGAAACGGACACACCGAUACAAAUGGGAAUGAAGAUACCGGGAAAGAACAGCAUGAUAAAAACAACGACGAUGAUUCGGAAGCGCCAAUCCCACCGUUGAUCGACACGAUUCUGCUCUCAGUGCCGCUGACGACUCUCCAUAUGACAUUGGCCUACCUCGCGGCCCAUCAGUAUGCAGAAACCAUCCAGCUGGACAGUAUCCUGCGUGAAUCGAUAUUCGUCGCCUUUCCUAUAUUGACUCUGAUGAUCCAUCUCGCCCACGGUCAUAUCAUGUCUUUCCCUGGAGAUGCCGUCUCGCAGUCCAACACAAUAUCUCUCUUCCCCUGGAGCCGAGAUAAGCUCUCGAUUUCAUUCCUUCGAAAGCUCCUUUUCCCGCCUUCGCUCCGGACCAUGACAUUCCUUCCUCUCGCCGUUCUGCUCGGGGUUAAACUGAUGGUCAUGACUAAUGAGGAGCCCUACUAUGCUGUCAUGAAACGGGCCCCUGCAAUCGGCACGCUCUGGGUAUGGAGCAUCCUCGAAAUUCAGGUGGGAGCAGCUAUUCUGGGCGCACUGGGGCCCUUGAUUUGGGGUGUGUGGUGGAAGGGGUAUGGCAUUCUCUGA